Molecule: messenger RNA, 1038 nt
Organism: Bacidia gigantensis
Lineage: Eukaryota; Fungi; Ascomycota; Lecanoromycetes; Lecanorales; Ramalinaceae
Exons: 2
Coding region: 1-1038 (345 amino acids)
Biological process (GO): regulation of transcription by RNA polymerase II
Molecular function (GO): DNA-binding transcription factor activity, RNA polymerase II-specific; RNA polymerase II cis-regulatory region sequence-specific DNA binding
Source: RefSeq, a predicted model, not a curated record
AUGGAUUCUCUGCACGUGAAGAGAGAAGAUGGAAUGCCUUCUUUAGGCAGCGAUUUGCUCCUCUAUCCUAGUCAUGACCACGUCCAAGAUCUGACGGAUUCAAAUUUGAGUCUCUGGGAUCGGUCGCCGAACGCAGAGUGUGCCUUUCAAGCCAACACUUACCGGCCUUUGGAGUAUCCGCGCAUGCCAGUUGACCGGACCCACACAUUCCUUUAUCCUCCCAUACAACCCUACCUACAGCCUCCCCAGCUGGCUCUCAACCAUCAAGCUCUGCAAAAUCCUCCUAUACCAUCGACAAAAUACGCAUUGGGGGGUCACUGGCCAUCACAGAGGGUUGAUGACGCCAACUUCAAUAAUCAUCUGCGACCCCAAGAACUGAGUAUUAGCUACGACUAUGCAGAGGGUGACUUCACGGAUGACGUUGAUACCGGGUCAUUCCUCAGUGACACCCCAUAUGCUAAACUCAUUCACGCUGCAUUAAUGGACGCGCCUGGCCAUCGCUUGGUACUGAAAGAUAUCUAUGACUGGAUAGAAAAAAACACAAGCAAAGCAAAGGAUCCUAUGGACAAGGGCUGGCAAAAUAGCGUUAGACACAAUCUCUCCAUGAACAAGGCAUUUGUGAAAGUUCCACAUACUUUUGCUGACAGGCAUUCGACAAAGAAAGGAUACAUCUGGGUGUUGGAUAACUCCGCCGUGGAAGGAGACAUACAGCCCACGACAAGGUACCGACGCAAGAAGGACAGUGCGAGGAAGGCAACAAGAACUCGCAUUAGCAAAGCUCAGCGUGAAGCAAAGCAGCCCAGGCGACGAGCUUUGACAUCUGGACAAAUCGUUGCCCCCCAGAAUGACAUAGGCUCAAACCGAUCAGACUAUGCUUACGACGAAUUGACGGACUACAGUCAAGACAGUGAGACGCCCUAUAGCGAAGACUCAUGUGGAGCAAUGUCUCCCUUCUACUAUGUUAGAAACCCAAUGACACCACAAAUACAAGACUAUGCAUAUAGUCGUUAUUCGUACGCAUCAGAGCCGAAGGCCUAA